GUUACUACAACAGUGAAGUGAAGUGAAAUUAAAAAUGCCGCCCAAGACUAGUGGUAAAGCAGCAAAGAAGGCCGGAAAGGCACAAAAAAAUAUCACCAAGACCGAUAAGAAGAAGAAGCGCAAGAGGAAGGAAAGCUACGCAAUCUACAUUUACAAAGUACUCAAGCAAGUACAUCCCGACACUGGUAUUUCAUCGAAAGCCAUGAGCAUCAUGAACAGUUUUGUAAAUGAUAUCUUCGAAAGGAUUGCCGCUGAAGCUUCGCGUUUAGCUCACUACAAUAAACGCUCAACAAUCACAAGUCGGGAGAUCCAAACUGCCGUGCGAUUGUUGUUGCCUGGUGAACUUGCCAAGCACGCUGUUAGUGAAGGAACUAAGGCAGUAACCAAAUACACAAGCUCGAAGUAAUUUAUUUACUGAAUUUCUUCAAUAAAUGGCCCUUUUCAGGGCCGCAAAAA
Molecule: messenger RNA, 456 nt
Organism: Episyrphus balteatus (marmalade hoverfly)
Lineage: Eukaryota; Metazoa; Arthropoda; Insecta; Diptera; Syrphidae
Product: histone H2B
Exons: 1
Coding region: 35-406 (123 amino acids)
Cellular component (GO): nucleosome
Molecular function (GO): structural constituent of chromatin; DNA binding; protein heterodimerization activity
Source: RefSeq, a predicted model, not a curated record